AUGGACGAUCCGAAGGCCAUGCCUGGUCAUGGUGUCACCCACGAGGAGGGCCCAUUGAAGCCCACUACGCAAAACAUCAUGACCGAGUCACGAAUGCAGGCGGCUCUGCUAAGAGAGAACCCUCCCGUCUUCCGGAAGAGUUUCCUCAAGCUUUACGGCUGUAUCUUCGUCGGAUACCUCUGCUCGGCUACUAAUGGCUUUGACUCUAAUACAUUCGGAGGACUUUCUGCAAUCCCGCAGUUCACGAAGUAUUUUGGCAUCACUACUCAGAAUCAAGGUCUUGUCGCCGCUCUUUACGUCAUCGGGAACAUCGCCGGGUCGCUUUUCGCGGGUCCAUGCUCGGAUACAUACGGUCGGCGAGUUGGAAUGGCCCUCGGAUCAGCCAUCUGCGUGAUUGCCGCUGCGAUCCAGACCGCUGGGACAAACUUGUCGUUCCUUAUGGGCGGUCGUUUCCUGCUUGGCAUGGGAGCCGUCCUCGUGCAGACAGCUGGGCCCAGCUAUGUCGUCGAAAUGUCAUACCCGAAAUGGCGGGCUCAACUUACCGGCGGCUACCAAGCAUGUUUCUUCCUCGGUACAAUCGUGUCGACUUGGCUGGAGUACGGCCUGAACCACAUCAAGACGGAUCUUGCCUAUCCCUGGAGACUACCACUUGCAAUUCAAGGCCUUCCCUCUGUCAUUAUUCUCUGCACUAUCUGGUUCAUUCCCGAAAGCCCUCGAUGGUACGUUGGCCAAGGUCGCGAGGCUGACGCCAAGGCCGUUCUUGUCAAGUAUCACGGAGAUGGAGACCCGGAGUCACUGGUUGUGAACUUGGAACUACAGGAGAUGCUGGAAGUCAUUGAGCUCGACGGUUCGGACAAGAGGUGGUGGGACUACCGGUGCCUCUUUAACUCUCCAGCUGCGCGAUAUCGAACAUUCCUGGUGACCUGCAUCUCCUGGUUCGGUGAACUCGAUCUACCUCCCACAAGCUAUUACUUUCCCUUGAUGGUGAAAACGGUCGGAAUCACCAGCGUCAACACACAGCUGCUGCUCAACGCGAUCCAGACGCCGGUCAUGGCCAUUGCAGCUCUUGUCGGCCUCAAUGUGAUGCACAAGUUUGGCCGCCGUAAGCUCUUGAUGACUUCAAGCGCCGGCAUGACCAUCUCCAUGGCCAUCAUCACGGCCUGCACUGCGCAGCAAGCGGGCAAGCCGGCGGUCGGUGGAACCGGCAUUGCCUUUCUCUAUGUCUUUCUCGUCAUGUUUGCGUUCGCUUGGACUCCCAUGCAAUCCCUCUAUCCCGUCGAAGUGCUCUCGUUCAACAGUCGCGCCAAGGGCAUGGCCUACCUCGCCUUCAUGAACAACGCGGUCAAGGUCAUGAACACAUACGUCCCGCCCAUUGCCAUUACGAACUCUGGGUGGAAAUACUAUCUUCUCUACGUCUUCUGGAAUGCAUUUGGGAUUGUCGUCAUCUACUUUACGUUCAUCGAGACCCGUGGGUGGAGCUUGGAAGAAAUCGAGGAGCUGUUCCACUCAAAACACCCGGUAAAGGCCAGCCUGGAAAAGAAAAAGAUCAGUGUCGCUCACGAUGGCACCAUCACCGAAGUAGUCGGGAAAACAACAGCGGAACCCUAA
This is a messenger RNA of Thyridium curvatum, 1608 nucleotides long. RefSeq lists its product as uncharacterized. NCBI's taxonomy places the organism in Eukaryota, Fungi, Ascomycota, Sordariomycetes, Thyridiales, Thyridiaceae. Gene Ontology annotation, cellular component: membrane. The record is from RefSeq and is a predicted model, not a curated record. Bases 1 to 1608 code for a protein of 535 amino acids. The transcript has 5 exons. Gene Ontology annotation, molecular function: carbohydrate:proton symporter activity. Gene Ontology annotation, biological process: carbohydrate transport; transmembrane transport.